Pyrus x bretschneideri (Chinese white pear) is the source of this 1459-nucleotide messenger RNA. RefSeq names its product chaperone protein dnaJ 20, chloroplastic-like. NCBI's taxonomy places the organism in Eukaryota, Viridiplantae, Streptophyta, Magnoliopsida, Rosales, Rosaceae. Gene Ontology annotation, cellular component: cytoplasm. The transcript has 5 exons. The record is from RefSeq and is a predicted model, not a curated record. Gene Ontology annotation, biological process: protein refolding. Bases 171 to 1043 code for a protein of 290 amino acids.
UCCAUUUCUCUCCAGAACGUUGGCUGCUCAAAACAGAGCCACCAACGCGCACACACUAAGCCAAAAUAAUCACAACCCAACUUCCAGAGCUCCGCAUUUUCUCAACCGCAAUCUUCUCAGGGACAUGAAGGUGAUUACCAAAUUUGUCACAAAUUAAUCCCCGACGAACAAUGCAUGGUUUGGCUCUUUUGUCUCUAACUCCUCCACACACCUUCUGUUUCUUCAACCUCUCUCCUCCUUCCGCUUCUUCUUCUUCUUCCGCUUCUUCUUCUUCAAGAUCUCUGCUUUUCUUGCAAACCCGACCCGAAUCUUCGAAACCCAUUUUCAGGCACGCAUCGAAACCCGUAACCAGUUUCUUGAAUUUGAAACCGAAACGGGGGCGUUUUGUUACCGUCUUGAGAGCGAGUCGCAGUGAGUCUCCUUACCAGGUUCUGGGCGUGUCUCCUUCCGCAACGGAUGUCGAGAUCAAAAGGGCUUACCGGAAACUUGCUCUUAAGUAUCACCCCGAUGUUAAUAAAGAGGCAAAUGCGCAGGAGAAAUUUAUGCGGAUUAAGCAUGCCUACAAUACAUUGCUGAGUUCUAAAUCUCGGGGAAAAUACGACUCUAAUUUCGGAUCUGACUAUUCCUAUUCCUCUUCUCAAAGAAACCAGGGCAAGAAGUCUCAAGAUGAAGAAGAGUUUUACGGAUUUGGUCUUUUUUUGAGGGAUGUUCAAAUAACAAUAGAGGACUUCUUUAAAGAUAUCCAAGAAGAAUUCAAGAACUGGGAAGCAAGUGCUUCGUCACAGGGAAAGCCAAAGAGUCUAUGGGAGGAAUUGGGGGAGAUUGGAGAAGAAUUUGUGGAAUUUCUCGAGAAAGAACUAAACAUAAUGGAUCCAGAAGAUGGAGCAAAUAACAAUGAUGAAGGCAAUCCUUUCAGAAGCUCCGGGAAACAGAGAACAGAAAAUGUUGGUCAAGACGAAGCUGUUAAGGAGAGCAGCAUCAAGGAUAAUAUCGAUGAGAUAGAAGCUACUCUUGCUCAGUUAAAAAAGGAAUUGGGAUUGUAGCACAGAAACACGGCUUCACCACGUCAAUGCUUUGUUGGAAGCAUCGAAGGUGAAGCCUUGUUCAUAUUAUUGCACUUUAGUAGAAAGCAAAAGUUGAGAGAAGUAAAAGGAGAGAUCGAUCGAUGGGGUGUUUGUUGUAUGGUAGAGGGAGACUGGAAGUGUAAAGGCGGAAUUGAAGAUGCGCACGCUGAACCACACCGAUGAAGGAUCGUGAUUCCCAACUAAAACUUUGGGAAAUUACUUCGUUUUUCUUUUUUGAAGUCAAGUUGCUUAAUCAAAAGGUAUAGUUGAUAUAGAGUACGAUUCGAGUCUUUAGUGUUUAGAGACUUUUGGGCUUGUGUUUGGAGCUUGUGAUGAGAUUAUAUCUUGUAAAACAAUCAACAAAAUUGGAUGAGAAUCAAGAGGAGUUGAGAUUA